Messenger RNA from Paramecium primaurelia, 1465 nucleotides. Lineage: Eukaryota; Ciliophora; Oligohymenophorea; Peniculida; Parameciidae. The record is from the annotation of a GenBank genome assembly.
AUGAUAAAUUUAUCUGACAGAGAAAAAGAGUUGAUUGAAGAAAUAUGUGCAAAAAAUGCUAAGUCAAAUAAAAAGAGUAAUAAAAUAGAAUAGGGAAAUCAAAAAUUAGUCAGUCAAUCAAGUACUAAAAUUUUAGUGUCUCGAUUGGAACGUAAAUUAAAUGAAGUAUUUCAUAUUGCAAAUAUAGACAUUAAAAGAAGUCGAUGAAUAAAAUAGUGGUCAAAUUAAUUUCUAACAAUUAGGACGAUUAUUUACAUUGUUAGACAUAUUCCAAGCUAUCUCGUACAAUCAAGAUUAUCAGUUAGAGGCACAAGGUCUCAACAAUCCUAUGCAAAAGUAACACCAAAUCUUUAAGGUAGACAAUAAGAAGUAGAUUUACAUGAGAAAGCAUUUGCAAUUAUUUCUAACGAUGAAGAAAAGGCUGAUAUACAAGCAGCAUUUUGUCUUUUUAGAAUCAUCUUGGAUCCCAAUUAAUUAGAACCAUCUAAAUGUGCUAUUUUAAUUAAAGAAUAUUUAGAGAAGAUUUCUGAGAAAGAAAUUGAUUAUGAAGCUAUCUUUAAAUUUUGCUCUGAAUUUUAAGUAUAUCAAAAAACUAGAUUAUCUGGUGCUAAAAUAGGAUAUUUAAAAGCAUCUUUAGCAUAAAAUCUAAUUGAAACUUAUGAAAAGACUUUGACUUUUAAACCAACAAUCAAUCCUAUUAGUGAAGCUUUGUAAUAAUAAUAAUCAGGCAAAAAGGAAAAUUAAGAAUCAUCAUCAUAAAUUUCAUAAGGACUUGCUGAAAGUAGAAUAAAUGAAUUAUAUAAAAAAAAAGAAUUAUCCAAUCAAAAGAUAGAAUUUUUAAAAUAAGAAAAAUUUAUGAAAGAUAUGUAGUAAUGUACAUUUAAACCAUAAAUUAUCUCAAAAAAAGAAUUACCAAAUGUGAUCGAUAGGUUAUAUUAAGUGAAGAAUAGAUAGGAAAUAGAAGAAAGAGCUAAAUUGGCUGAACAAGAGAAAGAAGAAUCAGAAUAUAGUAAAUGUUCUUUUCAUCCUCAAAUUAAUUAUUCUAUGCCUGAAUCACAAUAAACUGGAGUAGGGGGAUAUUGGGAAGCAAUAGAAAGAAUUAGAAGAGCUAAUGAUAAAAGACAUUUAUAAGAUCUAAAAUUAAAUCAUAAACCUAGUGGAGAGAACUAUGAGAAAGUUAAGAAUCAACCAUUCUCACCUCCAGAAAUGUUAUAGAGAAGAUAAUUUAAAAAAUAAUUACCAAUCCUUUAUAUUGAUAUAAAAUUGGGACCUAGAAAGGUUGGACGAUUAGCAUUGAGAAGAAAUGAUAAUGUUGAGGAAGUAGUUUAAUCAUUCUGUAAAGUUUGGGGAGUUGGUCCAUAAGAUUAUGAAUUAUUGGUCAAUCAAGUUAAGGAAAAUCUUCAGAAGUAAAUAUUUAUUAAAUUAUUAUAGUGUUAUACAAGAAACAGAUGAGUCCCAAAUUUGA